Molecule: messenger RNA, 10582 nt
Organism: Nothobranchius furzeri (turquoise killifish)
Lineage: Eukaryota; Metazoa; Chordata; Actinopteri; Cyprinodontiformes; Nothobranchiidae
Gene: kirrel3b
Product: kirre like nephrin family adhesion molecule 3b
Biological process (GO): synapse assembly; cell-cell adhesion
Cellular component (GO): cell-cell junction; plasma membrane
Molecular function (GO): cell adhesion molecule binding
Source: RefSeq, a predicted model, not a curated record
GAGUGAGGACUGAAGACACUGAGAAUGGAUGGGCGAUGAGAAACGGUGCUAGUGAGAGAGGAGGAGUGUGCGAAUGCUGAGAGUCAGCAGCGAGGACGCAGAAAGUCUACAAGCUCACAUCCGCUAAAGAGGGAGAGGGGGCGCGCACGAGACGGCAGACAGCCGGCUACUCUGAAGAGUCAAACACAGAGAGACAGAGAGGAGAGUACGCUGAAGAGGAGAAGGACAGAGAAGACGUCCAGCCUUUCCACUGGUUUUGCCCUCUCCACUCCACUCCCCCUCAGACAUGAUCCCUUGGGUCCUUCUGCUCCUGGGCAUCUCCAGACUUGAGUCACCAGCAGCUCUGCAAGUCUCAGGGGUGGAGGCCAUGUUUUCCCAGCAGCCACAGGAUCUGGUGGUGGUAGCAGGCCAGCCUGUGACAUUACCGUGCACCAUCCCCGGUUACCAUGGCGUUGUCCUGUGGAUCAAGGAUGGCUUGGCUUUGGGAGUGGGCAGAGACCUCUCUGGCUAUCCACGUUACACAGUGAUUGGCGACCACGGCUCGGGGGAGCAUCAUUUGCGCAUUCAGCGUGUUGAGCUGAUGGAUGAUGCAGUGUUUGAAUGCCAGGCCGUCCAGGCUGCCAUGAGGUCCCGUCCUGCUCGGCUCACCGUCCUGGUUCCCCCAGAUGACCCCGUCAUCAGUGGGGCGCCAGUGGUGAGUUUACGAGCUGGUGACCCUCUCAAUCUGACCUGCCACGCUGAUAACGCCAAACCUGCAGCCUCCAUCAUCUGGAUCCGUAACGAAGAGGUCCUUAACGGGGCCAUGUACUCCAAGGUAAGCUCAGAGACAUUGCUCCGAGAUGGCAGGAGAGAGAGCACCGUGAGCACGCUCUACCUUUCGCCUUCCAACAUCGAGACAGGUCAGCAGAUCAUCUGUAAGGCCUCCAACAAGGCGGUACCCAACGGAAAAGAGACCAGCGUCAUGAUUGACAUUCAACAUCUCCCACUUGUCAAUCUCUCUGUGGAGCCUCAGCCUGUUUUGGAGGGCAAUCUUGUGAAGUUCCACUGCUCUGCGAAGGCCAACCCUCCAGUUACACUCUACAGGUGGGCCAAAGGAGGGAGCAUAAUUAAGGACGUCUCUGGAGAUACGUACGAGGUUCUUGUGGACCACUCCUUCUUUACGGAGCCUGUUUCCUGUGAAGUUACCAACUCUCUUGGCAGCACCAACAUCAGCCGAAAUGUUGAUGUCUACUUUGGCCCUCGCAUGGCUGCAGAGCCUCAGUCCUUGCAGGUUGAUCUGGGAUCUGAUGCUGUUUUCAAUUGUGCCUGGACGGGAAAUCCAUCUCUCACCAUAGUGUGGAUGAAAAGAGGUUCUGGAGUGGUUCUUAGCAAUGAGAAUCUGCUGACACUGAAAUCGGUGAGACAAGAGGAUGCAGGGAAAUAUGUCUGUCGUGCUGUGGUCCCUCGUGUCGGAGCAGGAGAGAAAGAGGUUUCUCUUACCGUCAAUGGACCACCAACUAUAUCCAGCACUCAGACUCAGCAAGCUUUACAUGGUGAAAAAGGACAAAUCAAAUGUUUCAUUCGUAGCACACCUCCGCCAGACCGUAUCGCUUGGUCUUGGAAGGAAACCGUUCUGGAGUCCGGAACCUCUGGACGCUACACCGUUGAGACCGUCAACACAGACGAAGGAGUCAUCUCCACGCUGACCAUGAGCAACAUUGUCCCGGCAGACUUCCAGACGAUCUACAACUGCACCGCCUGGAACAGCUUCGGCUCCGACACUGAGAUCAUUCGCCUUAAGGAACAAGGUGGGAGCCAAGAAUCUCUCCCCGUGGCUGUGAUCAUCGGCAUUGCUGUAGGAGCUUUUGUGGCCUUCAUUGUCCUAAUGGGCACCAUCGGCGCGUUCUGCUGCACCCGCUCCCAGAGAAAGGAAGUGCACCUGGUUAUGCCCUCACUGCCCGUCUCCAUCUGUGCUCACCAGAGAGAACUUGCAAGCAAAAUUAAGACAGAAAAUCUGAAAGGAGUCGUGUCGGCAAAAAACGAUAUCCGGGUGGAGAUCGUGCACAAGGACCACAACGCGGCACGAGAAAACGAAGAACACAACUCCAUGAAACAACUGAUGGUGAGUGUUGAACGAGGAGAGUUCCAGCAGGAAUCUGCUCUGAAGCAGCUGGAGGUUUUGCAGGAGGAGGAGAAGGAGUAUCAGCACAUUAAGGACCCUACAAAUGGCUAUUACAGCGUUAACACCUUCAAAGAGCACCACACACCCACGGCAGGGAACCAGACCACUGAGGUGCGGAAUCCCACCAACACAGGUACCCUCGGCAAGCAGCGGGUACCAACAGGCAUGUCUUUUACCAACAUCUAUUCCACCCUGGGAGCAGGUCCCAACCGACUGUACGACUACGGCCAACGCUUCGUGCUGGGCAUGGGCAGCAGUUCCAUCGAGCUCUGUGAGCGGGAGUUCCAGCGUGGCUCGAUAAGCGACUCCAGUUCGUUCAUCGACACGCAGUGUGACAGCAGCAUCAGCAGCUACAGUAAGCCGGACGGCUACGUGCAGUUUGACAAAGACAGCAAGGCAUCAGCCUCUUCCUCAUCCCACUAUUCCCAAUCAUCCUCGCAGAACUCAGACCUCACCCGGCCCCUCCAGAAGCGUAUGCAGACCCAUGUCUGAUGUCUAGGGAGGGAGGGAGUUUGGAAGGGGAGUGACGAGCAACCAGGAUUGUAAAACUUUUUAAGGAAUCAGCCAACAGGAAGCCCUGGAGUAUCCGUGUUACAAAGUAUGGAUGCCUUAAGAGGCUGGGACUACUGAGCUUGAUGCACCAUGUAACUUGCUUAAACUUCUCAAUGUCCCAAAAAAAAAAAGAAUCAAAAAGCCUUAUAUUUCCUUCAUGCGUGCUUCAUCAACUCCCUCUUUUUUUCUACCCAUCAUACGAACGUGCCACAGAGAGCUUAUUUGCCAACAAGGACACUACACAAGUUUGAAAUUUGAACUUUAAUCACUUGGUUUCCACAAUCAAAUUGUUCCUGGAUCAGAUGGCAGGAACACGAGGCUUUGAAUGACAAUCAUCUCCCCUGGCACGGACCAAGUUUGCUUCUUGAAGAUUGUCAUUCAGGGGGAAAAAAGCAAGACUGGGGUGAAGCACUCAGCACAAACUGUCUGAUAAUGAGUGCAAGCCGGUGUCCUGCUGCUCCCCUUGUAGUCUCGAAGCACAACGAAUGUGCAUGUGAUUAUCUCGUUGUUAAAAGCGAUAACUUUCCAACACCCCCACCUCCCUCUUCAAGCACUGUGUGUUAAGCUCAGCUUGUUGAAACCUAGUCUCCUGUGUAGGUGGAAGAAAACUCAAACAUCGAAAAGAACGGCUGUUUUUCUGUUUGUCCUUUUUCCCGUCUCUCCCUCUUCAUUGCUUUAUCGGAGCCACAGCACCGAGCAGAUAAAGAGGAGCUGAGAUCUCAUUUUAAAUCCCAGACUCAUUGUUUUGCUUUGACACUCCACGAUAAAGGAAUAUCAGUGUACAUAUAUGACUGUGAUUUCUUUUCUAGCGUCUAAUUUUUGGACUCUGAUUUUCCACAUGGAUUACUCUAAAUUAUACACGAGCGCCUCUUCAUGUCCAUAUCUACUUUGCCUUGAGGUUCUCUCUGAACUGGGUCAAUACAAACUUUAACUGAGAUAGACAAACAGCUCUUCUGCUGAUGUGAGGAGCAUCAUCCACCGUGGUGUUACCACACCAAACCCAGCUCCGAGGCAUGAGCAGCAAGAAAGCCCCGCAAAUUCUGACUCCUACACAGAUGAUCAAUAACAAUUAAUACCUAUUGAAUAAAACAUCAUCUUUUCUGAUCAUCAUGUGAAUAUCUCAUUGCUAUUGUCAGUAUCACUGUUGACACUGGAACUUAGUGCAUCCUGACUGUAAUUGUGAUCAUAAUCAUCAUCAAACAGGACAAAAUUGGGAAAGUGAUUUAUUUUACUCUUUUUUUUUUCUUCUUGUAAUUUCUGGCUCCCAUGAAGCCGAUAGCAGAAAGCUAAUACUUUUCAGAAUUCUUACUUUAUCCUCCUGUAUGUGACACAUAUGAAACUUGAUUUAGCGUUUCACGGCUUACACUGGGUUUAUUUUAGUAGAAGGCAGAGAAUUAAAGUAGUGAAAUUGCUUGCAGACAUGCAAUCAAACACCCUACUUAAAUGAAAAUGUGAAGUCAGGUUGUUGACUCAAUCAUCACCUUUCUCCUGUGAAUGCUUUGUGACAGAAAGCGAGGUGAUGACCUGAGAGCUCUGCGGCACCAAAUGCUUUGAAUUCAGAUUCAUGUAGAACAGACAGUCUAAAGCUGGUGUGCAGAAUCAAACGCUGCACUAUAAGAAUUAUUCUUGGCAAUAAAUAAUAUAAUGUUUGAAAAUCUGAUUAGUUGCCCCUGCAGAAUUCCCCAGGUAACCAGUUUGGUCCCCCCACUCCUCAACCAGGAUUUGUCAAAGGUCUUCUAAGGUGAUAGUUGUCAGGAACUGGUCAUACAUCUGUGGCUGGCUCACAGCAGCACUCAAAGCUCAAACACAAGAGUGAAGACUAACAUUGCAAGAUAUUUUAGCACAUUUUUCUAGGAGUGCUAGUUACAUUCGGUUAGCUGUGUUGGUCAUAUCCUGGACGCAUGAUCCUUCAAGUUGCACCUCUCACAAAGGUGACUAAUCAGGCUUUUCAAUGAUAAGAUUUACUGCUAAGAAGCAAUCAAAUGCAUAAUUAUUUCCUUUUUCUGUUAGGUUUAAAUACUUGUUUUUGUUUUUAUCCAACACAGUCAUAAAAAAUGAUAAGUGCUGUGUUCGCGCAGACUUUGAAAGUGGAAACACUUACAUCAUAUCGUGUUCAGGCUUUUAAAAGUGUCGUGUGUCUGUGGACCUUUACAGAAACAGACCAGUUUGGAUUUUCUGGGUUGUAAAAAUGAAAGAAAAGGUUCCUGGUCCAAGAAAUUCUUCUCCACGUGUCGGUUUCACUUUGAUCUGCUAAAUUAAACCAACAAAUGUACUACUGAGGAUAAACGGUUACAAACAUCUCAUUUAAGUAGGUUUUUUUUUCAGCUCAUAGUGCAGCAGCCCAUGCACCCGGAUGAUCCUGUGGGAAUCUGAAACUAUGAAAACUGCCCUUACAGUUCAACAAACACCAAGCACAGAUUUUGAAGGAAAGCAAGUUGUUGUAAGCACUUUACAUACGAUUAUAUUCAAAUCAUUUGAAUAUGGGUUUCCACUUGAGUGGAUGUGUGUUGGACUAAUUUUACAAAUGGAUUGGUGCCCAUUGUACAGCUUAAGACAAAAAGCUCUGUUUCAAUGCUGAUAAUCCAGCUUGGCACUUAGCAGACUGUAUAUAAAUCUCUAAUGCUGUCUUUCUCUGUAUAUAAUUUUUCCUGUUUUUCUUUUCUUUCUCCUUUUCCUUCCCCAUUCACAUUUCACAGCGGUACAUUGGAGCUCAACAAACAUAUGGCAUCAAAACUGCUCGGACAGACAAUUUUCUCUUUGUUGUCUUUCCAAAAAUUUUCAUCAACCUUGCUUGUUUGUGGCAAAUUACAAGGAUGGCUUGCGUGAGCCGUUUUCUCUUCUGCGAGUUCUCAUUUGGGAAACCGACGCCCUGUAAACUAAACACACACACACACACACACACACACACACACAGGAAGAAGACUGCAGAGUGAGCUUAGGUGCGACAACUCUGAAGGAAGAUGCAUUAAGAGGUUAUUACACUGUCGGCCUUCAAUGAGAUGCCUAGCUGCUCAGCAGUAUAUUACAUUUAGGCAACAUGAUGACUGUCAAAUAUGUCCGCCAUAUUUACUAUCAUUUUUUUCUAAAUCAAUGAAUGCAAAGAUUUUAACUUUUUGUUCAUAUAACAUCAUUUGGAUACAUUCGACAACAUUUCACCAGUCAUCUCAAAAUGUUUGUGCGCAUACACACACACAGACUCACAUACUUAUAUAUAUAUAUAGAUAUUAUGCAGAGGUAGAGACUCUGGAAACAUUAAUGAGGUUGAAUUUAAAUUUGAAUCGUGUUUUUAAUGACUCAAUACAUUAUAAGGGACUUAAAACUCGACUUGGACACAUGACUUGAGCUUUUUCCUUUGAAAAUAUUUAGUCUUUUCCAAAAUAUGUCUCAAGCUAUGUCAUUAACCCAGUCAAUAGCCACUUUAUUAGGUACACCAGGUAUGUCCACUACACCAGGUAUGUCCAAAGUUUGGUCCAAAAGCCAUUUGCGGCCCUUGGAGUGAUUUUGUCCAGCCCUAGAAUGAUGUUGGUGUGCAGUGACACUUUCAAACAUCCUAACAUGCAAGGCCGGAUUAAGCAUAUAGGCAACUGGGCAAUUGCCCAGGGGUUCCACAAACUCUAAAGGGCCAGGCGCAGCACGAGCAAAAUACUGUAUCUGUAAUCUCCCGCUUUAUAUUAAACUAGUGUGACCAUUCAUCCUCUUUUCCUCGGACAUGUCCACUUGUCACACUGUCGGGCAUCCAGGGGGGUUCUUAAAUUGAUGAAAAUGUCCGGUUUUUCAUCCAGGAGCAGGGAUCGAAUUAUGGGGGAGCUGGAUAUCCUACACAUCCAGGGAGAGCCGGAAAAAAGUUUUCUACUUAUUUUACAUAAUUCAUGGACUCUUUUAAGCAGAGAGCACAGAGGGCGGCAGAGCGCUGUUCGUUGGUGCGCUCCAGGCAGCUGCGUCCAGCGCACGGUCCAUUCUCAAAGUGGCACAAUCAAAAAACUAUAAUUAACACACAAUCAUUCAUGUCCGCACAUGUUCUCUACUUUCUGUCUUAUUUGUGCCUGAAGCGCUCUGCCACUGUGGAGCUCAUCACCUGCUGCGGUGAUUUCACCUCACUGACGCAUCGAAACGCGCACUCCGCUUUGCGGUCAGGAGAUCCCUUUGAUCUGCUCAAAAGUAACUGAUGAGGUGAAAAAGUAUGAGUCCAGGCAGCAGAUUUUCUGGAGAGUUUAGAGAAGAUGCAUAAAGAUGAGAGACAGACAGGACAGGAAAAAGUUAAAUAAAAACAAGAAAACAAAACAAAGUGUUGAAAAGUAAAAUGUAGGUAGAUUUAUCUCCACUACACGUUUUUACCUGUAUAAAGCAAUAAUUUAUACACGUGUAAUAUUUAUACAUCUGAUACAAUUCAGAUCACCUUCAACACUCUGUCACACACACAGGGCCGUUUCAAGGAAUUUUUGGGGCCAAGGAAAAACAGAAUCACAAAUCCACAGAAUCGCACAGAUCCCCUGUCCUCUUUUUUGGAAAUGGAAAUAUGAUCACCCUAUAUUAAACAAACUGUCCACCCGGGCUUUUGCGCUGCACAGAGACGCUUCGCUGCCUAUGACUUUGAACGUCAGUUGAGAGUCAGUCUUAUGCAGACUGACCAAUGAAGAGAGGGCCUCAAGUUAAGACCCUCUCCUCAUUGGUCAGUCCACAUGAGGUGGGUCAAAGGUUACCCUGAGCGGGUUACAUGACAUCAGGCAUUCAAAUAUUGAGUAUAUUUACUGAAUAUUACAGUAAAAUAUUCUGUAUGUGACCAUAUUAUGGUGAUCCUUGGGUCGUGAUGAUGGUGGUGCCCUUGAAUAUUGUUGCCCAGGGUACAACAAAGUGUUAAUCUGACCUUGCUAACAUGUAGACUUUUACUAAUAUACUUUUUUUCAAACUAUUUUGAUUUGUACAAAUAAAAAAAUCAUUCAGUUAUUUUGCAUUUUCUGAAAAGAAAGCCCAUUUUUGCUGCCCAAAAGGACUGUCAACUUGAGGAUUUGUGCUUCUCGUCUUCAAAGGUUUGGACACCCCUGAGGUACACCUUAUGAGAACCAACCAUUCCCUCACCUUUAUUUUCAGAACAGUUUCAGUUCUUUAUGUCAUUGAUUCCUCAAGGUGCUGGAAACAUUCCUCGGAGAUUUUUGAUCCAAACUGACCACACAGUUUUGGCACAUCCAUGAUGUGUAUCUGUUGUUCCAGUGCAUCCCAAAGGUUGUUGAACAUGACAGAGUUCCCUGGUUAGCUGACAGGAGGGACACCUGUAGUCCAUCUGCUUUACACUUCCAUGUUUGUGUGUUUAGAGAAGAUAGUCUUUAUCCUUUGGUUGUAAAGAGCCCUUUGCCUGUCUGCCCAACCAGUUGGUAGAGCAUUUCUGAAGUCUCUGCAUCACAUUAAAACAUGAAAUGAAGUUGACAAGAAAAAAAAAAGUAAAACUAGAAAUUUCUAAAGAAUAUGGUGUUCUUUUAGAAAAAGGUAUAACAUUAAUACAUUGAAUUAUUAUUACCUUAAUAUUAUUGCAAUUAGUAUAUUAUUAAUAUAAUUAAUUUACAUUAAACUAAAGCUCUUAUUGACCCACAUAAAAAUAUGUUUUUUCCUGGUGAGGGAGUUAAAGGAGCUACCGUUGCUUUCCCUGGAUCUUGAACCUGUCUGCCCAUUGUCUUCUGACUUCUGCUCACUGAAUGUGUAUCUCAUCAAGACUAUUUCUCAUGGACCCCUACAAUUGGCUGUGGGUGAAAAUCCCUGGGUAUCAAACCAGUCUGCCUGGUAUCAAUAACCAUUUCACAUUUUAGUCACUUAAAUCCACUCUUAUUCUCAUUCUGAUGCUCAGUUUGAGCCUUAGGAGGUCCUUUUCACCAGGUCUUCACACUUAAAUACACUGAACUGUUGGCAAAGGUGUUUAGCUAUUUGUGUUAACAAGCAAUUAAGUCGGUGUACCUAAUAAACCGUCAGUUUUUAAUUGCUACCUGUACUAAUUUCCAGCCAAUUUACACAAAUGAUUUGAUUAAAACGGCGAGUGACACAUGGCAUAAACAAAUUGUGAUGAUGAGAGAGUAUAGCUGCUGACACCGCUGGCAUGCAGCAGCUAGAGUUCCUCCAGUCAUGAAAAAGUCGGUUUUUCAUACAAAAAGUUAAUUAUUAUCUUGUUCAAGUGAUUUUUGAAUUGUUUGAAAUAUCAGUAAUGGCAAUAGAAGACAUGGGGAUUUGUUUUGUUAGUGGAAAUGGGCCUACUCACACAUUUUAAUUAUAUUUGGACCAAAAAUAAAACUACAUGCAGUUGGGUAGUUAGUCAGGUUUUGAAUACAUCAGCACUCCUAUUUUUCCUGAUCAAGUUCAGAUGCACUUGCUGCUUGUUCUGUCUUUUGGCGAGCUUUCAUAAUUUCAUAUUUUCUUGAAAUUAUUUAACAAUGUUAAACAAAAUAAUACACAAGGUAUAAUGACUUGUAUCGGACUGGAUAUUCCCAGGUUUUAGACUCUACAGCAGUGGACAGACUUGAUAUGUACUUGUGACGUGCAAAACAAUAACUUAGCUCCACCUCUACCAAAAUACGAACUCUUACAAAAGUACAAAUCCCAGCCAGACUUGAGCAGAGUGUCCAAAAGUCCUCCCGUUUCUCUACCGGCUGCAUAUUCUGCGCUCAUCCAAACACAAUUCAUGUUCCCAGUCCAAAGAAUCUGCACGCUGCACAACAAACAUAAAUAUUUGAUGAGCCAACCUUCUGUCGCGUUCACCCACCCACUCCCAAUAACAACAAGUUACAGCGGGCAUGAGGGUACUACAGAAUGUGCGUGCCAUGUCAGGACUUGGGAGUGCAAGCCCAUGUGUGGGGACAGAGUGCGUCCUGCUCACCUGUGGACGGCUCGCCUGCUGGUGUCGGCGCGGCUUGUUUGCCUGGCUACAAGGCAAUGCACAGAUGCCAGGGCAUAACAGAUGAUUAAACACCGAGACCCAGAGCAAUUACAAGAGGUCGCUGCUCUCUUCGUGAUAACACAAACCCUUCGCGAGCAGGAUGCUGAGGACAUUUGUGAGGUGAAAGACAAAACCUAUAAGCAGUGCAAGGUGAUCAUUACUAUUUGGGUUGAAAUAUGUUCAUUAUCCAUUAUUGCUUUGUGUACUGUACCACUUCUUUUUUCUUGGUUUGAAUAAACUGGAAAAAACACACAAAGGAACACUAAACAAACCGAGUGUAACGUGUGAAUUAUCAUGCUCUUGGUCUGUGUGUGAGGUGUUAAUGUUCAUGAUGGAACACAUUAGGCGCAGGUGCCAUUUCAAACACUGGAUUGAUCAUAAAAAGGCUUUCUUAACCGUGUAAAUCCUUUCUGUUCCACUCUCACUUUCCUCCCUUCUCCAUCCAAUCAAUACCUUGUUAGUACUGUAAUAACAUACAAGUAUAAGGCCUGGACUAAGAAGCAUUUGCCACUAAUCCUCAGAUUUUGCUUUCAGCCUUCAGGGCACAUUGAUAUUCAGGGUUUGGGGUCUGCAUCCCACCAGAAGUAAGAGCACCACAGAAAAAGCCUCUGAAACUCAAAUGAGAACAGUUCCCUGUGAUUGGUUGAGUUAGGGUUAGGGUUCUGCGUUCCAAAUGACGUAAAAAAGUUUAAAACCCUAAACAACUCCAACAAUGUACGCUCUCAAAUAGUAAUUUCAAGACCUAUAUAAAUAGUAACCAUAAACAUGCAGUACUUGUAACAAGAAGACGGUGUGUAAAUGCUUUUGGGUAAACAACCAUUUUUGGGCAGUGGCCAUCUGUAACUAUGGAAAAAAAAAAGAAAAAAAAAGCGGUUGUAUUUUAACUGUACUGGUCUGUGACUCUAUGAUGCUUUUGCUGUAUAUUUGGAGAAUAAAACUGAUGUUUGAUUUUG